This is a messenger RNA of Annulohypoxylon truncatum, 909 nucleotides long. Its product is annotated as NAD(P)-binding protein. The coding region runs from base 1 to 909 and encodes 302 amino acids. The transcript is spliced from 4 exons. Gene Ontology annotation, cellular component: endoplasmic reticulum; lipid droplet. The record is from RefSeq and is a predicted model, not a curated record. Lineage: Eukaryota; Fungi; Ascomycota; Sordariomycetes; Xylariales; Hypoxylaceae. Gene Ontology annotation, molecular function: acylglycerone-phosphate reductase (NADP+) activity; triacylglycerol lipase activity. Gene Ontology annotation, biological process: triglyceride catabolic process; phosphatidic acid biosynthetic process.
AUGGCGGGACCUAAGCCAGGCCAAAAGACGGUGCUAGUAACUGGCUGUACGCCGGGCGGCAUUGGACAUGGAAUAUGUGUAGAAUAUCAUCGUCAAGGUCUUCAUGUCAUCGCCACGGCACGCAGACCCGAGGUGUUGACUGAUCUCGCGGAAAUGGGCAUGAGCGCUGUCGCGCUAGACGUCACUGACCCCGAAAGCAUCAAGCAAUGCCACGAAGAGGUUGCGAAACUCACAGGCGGCAAGUUGGACAUUCUCGUCAAUAACGCCGGCCGAACCCACACUCAUCCAGCAACAGACAUCUCACUCCCAGACGUUCGCCAAACAUUCGAGACAAACGUUUUCUCGAUCAUGGCCAUGGUGCAAGCCUUCAUUGACCAGCUCAUCGCCGCCAAAGGGUUAAUCAUCAACAUCUCGUCUCUUUCAUCGCUAACCCCUUACGUCUUCGGCUCCGUGUACUGCGCCAGCAAGGCCGCAGUGGCGGGGUACUCGCGCACGCUGCGCAUGGAGCUCGCGCCCUUCGGCGUGCGCGUCAUGUGCUCACUGACCGGCACUGUGAAGAGCAAUACCGCCAGCCAGGGCCACCGCGAGCUGCCCGAGAACAGCUUGUACCAGGCUGUCAAGGACAUCUUUGAGUGGCGGCUCGUGUUCAGCCAGAACAACUCCACAAUCCCGACGGAGCAGUUUGCUCGUAGAUUGGUCGCGGACUCGCUGCGCCCCGAAAGGCCCGCGUUCUUGAGACGCUGGUUUGGUCGCCCGGAUUGGUUCUGGUACGGAGGCUUGGCGGAUCUGGUCUGGCUGGGUACAUGUCUGGGUGAAUGGGUGAUUGAUGCGGUUUGCUGGCGGACGUUCCGGAUGCCGGAGAUUGUGAAGUUGCUAGAUCAACAGCAACAGCAGAAGAAAUUGCAAUAA